Vittaforma corneae ATCC 50505 is the source of this 2184-nucleotide messenger RNA. RefSeq lists its product as uncharacterized. Gene Ontology annotation, molecular function: protein binding. The record is from RefSeq and is a predicted model, not a curated record. NCBI's taxonomy places the organism in Eukaryota, Fungi, Microsporidia, Nosematidae. The annotation marks the transcript as partial. The transcript has a single exon.
AUGAAUAUUGCACAGACGAGAAAGACAUGCAAAGCAAUCUGGAGUCUACUUGUACUCAUGGGAGCUACACUCCAGAGCUCGGACAAUGGUGCAAACCCAGACGGAAUCGGUAGCUUUGAAAGGCAUUCUAGGAAUGAAAGAAAAAUAUCUAUACAUUCCAAGGACAUUGAAUAUAUUGACAGCUAUAUUAGGGGGUCAGUGAAGUCAGAGAUAAAGGAAUUGGUUCUCAGUAACAACAAUCUCGAAACAUUACCACCUGUAAUGGAAGAGCUGGAGAAUCUAAAAGUAUUAUUUCUUAAUGUUAACAGAUUAAAGUUAUUGCCAGAUGAGAUAGGAAAGUUGGUGAGCCUGCAGGAACUGUGUCUUUCUUGUAAUGAACUAAAGCUACUGCCUGCUAAGAUGGUAGAGCUGAAGAGUCUACAGAAACUGGAUCUUUGGAAAAACAGAUUUGAAAAAUUUCCAAAUGUAGUAGGAGAGCUGAAGAGUCUACAAGAACUGGAUCUCAGUGGUAACAAACUUGAAUCACUGCCGGCAGUGAUAGGGAACCUAAUUAAUCUACAGGACCUGGAUCUCCAUGAAAAUAGUCUCAAGACAUUACCAACUGAGAUAGAAAAGUUGAAGAGUCUGCAAAAGCUAAACCUUCAAAAUAACAGAUUUGAAUCACUACCGGCAGUGAUAGGGAACCUAACUAAUCUACAAGAACUGGAUCUUGAUCAUAACAAACUCAAGACACUACCAGACACUAUAGGAGAGCUGAAGGAUCUAAGAAUAUUAAGUUUUAUCCAUAACGAAUUUGAAUCAUUGCCAACUAAGGUAAUAGAGUUGAGGAAUUUACGAGAGCUGAAUUUCGACGAUAAUAAACUAAAGCUACUGCCAGUUGAGAUAGGAGAAUUGAAGAAUCUACAAAAACUGUAUCUCAGUGGUAAUAAUCUUAAGACACUACCAGACACUAUAGGAGGGUUGAAGGAUCUACGAGAACUGAGUCUCAGUGGUAACGAACUUGAAUCACUACCGGCCGUGAUAGGAAACCUAGUUAAUCUCCAGUAUCUGAAUCUUGAUCAUAACAAGCUCAAGACAUUACCAGACACUAUAGGAGAGCUGAAGAAUCUACGAAAACUGUAUCUUGGCGGUAGCAAACUCGAGAUUCUACCAGUAGCAAUAGGAGAGCUGGAGAAUCUACAAAAAUUGCAUCUUAGUGGUAACAAGCUCGAGACACUGCCAAUUGAGAUAGAAAAGUUGUCAGGUUCAUUGCGAUUACUGAAUUUAAGAGGCAAUAACAUUUCAGAGGUUGGUGAUGGAGAAAGGACUGUGGGCUGGAGAGAAUUGAGAGCGAUAUUUGGAGAUCGUGUUAUGCUUGAUAACGACAGUGUUGAAUAUGAAGAAGAUGAAAUUUCAGUCGAGGAUGUGUACAGAGAACUUAAGAGCAAGCCAAUGCACUGGAACUUCGAGAUGCUGAAGACACUCAGACCACAGUCAGUUCCUGAGUUUAGAUGCAGCGAGGAAGAAUUGAUGGGGCUGUGGAAUGAGAACAUGUUUGUGAGGGAGUGGGACAGGCUGAGGCCCGAGGUCAUUGAAACGAUUGAGGCCAACAGAAGAGUCCUUUUGGCAGUGUAUGGAGAGGACUUUUCAAGACUGCUCAGGACAGAUGUAGACGGGGAGACCAGGAAUAGGAAUAUCACAGAGAUUGUUACGAAGAUUGCAGAGAACAAAGACAGCCAUACCAGGGAACGAAACAUCUCAAAGCUCACUGGUAAUGACAAAAACGUCUUUAAAGACAUGUGGGAGAAGAACAGCCACAUGUUCAUAAUGGGCGACAACAAGAGAACAAUGGACGAGUUCAUACACCACAUCUACAAUCCAGACCAGGAGUACAGGAGGUGGGGGAUGAAGAAGAAGCACACAGGCCUGGCCAAGAACCUGCUUGGAUCCAUACUCAAUGCUCUUUCGAGAGAGAGUGAUGGGGAUGUGGUCUUCUCGAACAUCAAUGGAAUCUGUGAGGGGCUUGGGUAUUGUCCGGACAGACAGAUAUCCGAGAUGAUGUUUGUGCACAAUUUGCUGACAGGAGAUAUGGAGGAGCAGGAAGGUAGCAGUCUGGAGAACAGAGUGAGGAAGGCUGUUGAGAGAUGGGUUGGGCAGGAAAAAGAACGGGUGUUUGAUAUUGCAGUCACACCCAUGAAUGAGGGG